CCGUCCUCUGCUUCCCCUGAUAAUAUAGUGAGCCUUUCACUCAUCUAGAGAGAGAGUAAUUCAUCACUUCUAGAGAGAGAAACCGAGAUAUUAUCUUCUCUCUCUCUCUCUUACUUCAAUUACAGUUCUUCAUCAAUCAAGCAUUCAUAGCAUCAACGGUUAUUCAGUUAUGGCAAGCAAUUACUUCGGUGUUUUCGUCUCAGAUCCAUGGCUACAGAAUCAGUUUACACAAGUCGAGCUUAGAAGCUUGAAAUCGCAUUUUCUGACGAUGAGGAGAGAAACCGGAAGCCUCACGCUUGGUGAUUUGCCAUCGAGGAUGUCAAAACUGAAGAACGUAGGAGAGAAUCUCACUGAAGAUGAACGAGCUGCGUUUCUUCAUGAUUCGUAUCAGAAUUUAGGCGAUGAAGUUGAUUUCGAACUCUUUCUUCGGGUUUACUUGAAUCUCCAAGCCCAUGCAACCUCGAGAAUGGGAAAGGGUGCGAAAAACUCAUCCGCAUUCCUCAAAUCGCCUACAUCUACCCUGCUUCACACCAUUAGUGAAUCUGAAAAAGCUUCAUAUGUUGGACACAUUAAUAAUUAUCUUGGAGAAGAUAGCUUUCUAAAGAAGUUCCUUCCUAUUGACCCUUCAACUAAUGAUCUGUUCGAGAUCGCAAAAGACGGAGUUCUUAUCUGUAAGCUUAUUAACGUGGCAGUCCCGGGGACAAUUGAUGAAAGAGCGAUUAAUACUAAAACGGUCCUUAAUCCAUGGGAGAGAAAUGAGAAUCACACUCUAUGCCUUAACUCUGCCAAAGCGAUAGGAUGCACUGUGGUUAACAUAGGAACACAGGACUUCAUUGAAGGAAGGCGGCAUCUUGUGCUUGGAGUGAUAUCUCAAAUAAUUAAAAUACAAUUACUUGCAGACCUCGAUUUGAAGAAAACGCCUCAGUUGGUAGAAUUAGUUGGUGAUAAUCAGGAUGUGGAGGAGCUUAUGAGUCUGCCACCAGAAAAGAUUCUGCUUAGGUGGAUGAAUUUUCAUCUAAAGAAGACAGAAUACAGGAAAACAGUUACAAACUUCUCAUCUGAUGUGAAGGAUGGAGAGGCUUAUGCAUACCUCUUAAAUGUUCUAGCUCCGGAGCAUAGUAAUCCGUCAACAUUGGUUGUUAGAGAUCCUUUCAAAAGAGCAACAUUAGUUCUUGAACAUGCUGAUAGGAUGGGUUGUAAGAGAUACUUGACUGCAAAGGACAUUGUAGAAGGUUCUCCCAAUCUUAAUCUUGCCUUUGUGGCUCAUAUUUUCCAGCAUAGGAAUGGAUUAUCAACCCCAGAAAAACCAGUAUCAUUCCUCGACGUAUCACCAGAUGAAGCGCAAAUCAGCAGAGAAGAAAACGCUUUUCGUUUCUGGAUUAACAGUCUUGGUGUAGCAACAUACAUCAACAAUGUCUUUGAAGAUGUCAGAAACGGGUGGGUACUACUGGAAGCACUUGACAAGGUAUCACCAGGAAUCGUUAACUGGAAAAUUGCAAACAAGCCACCUAUCAAGAUGCCAUUCAAGAAAGUAGAAAACUGUAAUCAAGUUGUUAAAAUUGGCAAACAGUUGAAGUUUUCAUUGGUGAACAUUGCUGGAAACGAUAUUGUUCAGGGGAAUAAAAAGUUAAUACUGGCUUAUUUAUGGCAGUUGAUGCGAUUCAACAUGCUACAGCUUCUUAAGUACUUGAGAUCUUAUUCGCUCGGGAAGGAAUUCACUGAUUCCGACAUAUUAGAUUGGGCUAAUACCAAAGUCAAGAGCACGGGAAGUCAGACUUGUAUGAAAAGUUUCAAGGACAAGAGUUUAUCAGAUGGAAUAUUUUUCCUUGAACUACUUAGUGCUGUGCAGCCUCGGAUUGUUAACUGGCGCCUCGUUACCAAAGGGCAGACUGACGAAGAGAAACAAAUGAAUGCAACAUAUAUCAUCAGUAUCGCCAGGAAAAUGGGCUGUUCAAUAUUUUUGCUACCUGAAGACAUAAUCGAGGUAAACCAGAAGAUGAUGUUGACAUUAACAGCAAGUAUAAUGUACUGGUUCUUCAAACAACCAAUUGAAGAUCAAAGAUCGUGUGGAUCAUCAGAUAGUGAUAUUGGUAAUCAACUUGAGACGAGCUCAACCUCCACGACAUAUGACACUGAGUCCGAAUCAUCGACAGACUGAGAUUGCCAAACAGAUAAGUUUUCAGUUUCAAGUUCUUGUAGAGUAAUUUACAAUUCUUAUCUGUAUUUUUUAUUUUUUUGUUGCACUAAAUUUUUGUAUCCAGAUAAGUGGAACUAAGUUGGUUUCGUUCCAAGUGCAGAUUUGCUUAUAAGAAUAUAUUUGUGUAUAUAGUUACAGAAUUGUAUUUGAAUGGAAAUGGUAUCUUGCUUUUUUUUUUCUUUA
Messenger RNA from Helianthus annuus (common sunflower), 2380 nucleotides. RefSeq names its product fimbrin-2. The transcript has 14 exons. Gene Ontology annotation, molecular function: actin filament binding. The record is from RefSeq and is a predicted model, not a curated record. Bases 170 to 2158 code for a protein of 662 amino acids. Gene Ontology annotation, cellular component: actin filament; cytoplasm; actin filament bundle. Gene Ontology annotation, biological process: actin filament bundle assembly; actin filament network formation. NCBI's taxonomy places the organism in Eukaryota, Viridiplantae, Streptophyta, Magnoliopsida, Asterales, Asteraceae.